Messenger RNA from Helianthus annuus (common sunflower), 2838 nucleotides. RefSeq names its product probable L-type lectin-domain containing receptor kinase V.3. Gene Ontology annotation, cellular component: plasmodesma; plasma membrane. Gene Ontology annotation, molecular function: ATP binding; transmembrane receptor protein tyrosine kinase activity. Gene Ontology annotation, biological process: protein autophosphorylation. NCBI's taxonomy places the organism in Eukaryota, Viridiplantae, Streptophyta, Magnoliopsida, Asterales, Asteraceae. The transcript has 6 exons. The record is from RefSeq and is a predicted model, not a curated record. Bases 306 to 2750 code for a protein of 814 amino acids.
AGUAAAAGUGAUAUAUCUACAGGGGCCAAAAACGUAAUUUACUCUAUUGAAAAAAAUAUCUCAAACAGUUGGCUGUUUCUCUCUUGAUGAACUUUCUGAUACAAACAAGAUCACCAUCUCUGGCCUACUGCUACUCUUUAGUUGUGGGCGGUGGCAGAUUACAGGACGCUUGAAACAAAACUUGUUGACACUAAUUACCAGCAGCACCGUGCAAUUUGCUACUGAAAGAUUCAAGCUAUCUAUCUACAAUUGCUUCUAGUUUUUCUGUUUCUUCUGUCAGGUUUUAUUUCUUUAAUCGAUACAAAAUGUCUUACAUGGAUGAUUUUAGACACCUCGAAAUCCAACUUGAAGAUGUAAAGGCGGCUACCAACAAUUUUAGCGACAAGCCUAUCGGAAGUGGUGGGUUUGGAGCUGUGUACAAAGGAGAACUCCAUCUCCCGAAGGGACGGAGAACGGUCGCCUUUAAGCGCUUAGACCGUAAAUAUGGACAAGGUGAUGUUGAGUUUUGGAAAGAGAUCACGUUGCUUUCUGAAUUGAAUCACGAAAAUUUGGCCUCCCUCUUGCAUUUUUGUAGGGAGGGUGAUGAGAGAAUCCUUGUAUACGAGUAUGCAUCUCAUCAGAGCCUUGAUCGCUAUCUUGAUAAAGGAAGCCUCACAUGGAUCCAACGUCUCCAAAUAUGUCUUGGGGCUGCAAAAGGAAUUGCCUACCUUCAUGAUCCAAAGAAGACGCAACAAAGGGUUCUUCACCGUGACAUCAAAAGCUCCAAUAUCCUUCUGGAUGAUAAAUGGACUGCUAAAGUUUCAGAUUUUGGCCUAUCAAAAAUCACUCCUGCCAACCAACCACGUACAUAUCUAGUGUCUAGUAUCGUAGGUACACCUGGAUAUUGUGAUCCAUCGUAUUAUGAUACAGGUAUUCUUUCAAAAGAGUGUGAUGUAUAUUCUUUUGGAGUGGUGUUGUUUGAAGUAAUGUGCGGAAGAUUAUGUUGUGAAUUUGAUAAGGAUAAGCUCAUAUGCAUUUUAGUGAAUACAUGGAGAAAUCGUUGCCAUGAAGACAGACUAGACGAUAUUAUAUUCCCUGAUUUAAAGCGACAAAUAAAUCAGGAAGCUUUGUCUACGUUUGCCACCAUCGCUUUGCGGUGUUUAAAUAGAGAUCAUAAGAAAAGACCAAAAAUGGUGGAGAUCGUCAAAGAACUUGAGAUCACGCUUUAUCAUCAACAGAACUCUAAACUACACAAAGCCAAUCUGACCAAGACGCCAACACCCUACGGAUUCAUGGAAGAAUAUGAUUACCUCAAAAUUGGAUUGAAAGAUAUAGAAGUGGCGACUAACAGCUUCUCUGACUACAAACUAGUUGCACGUGGUGGGUUUGGAAAGGUAUACAUAGGAGAACUCUCUCUACUAGGGGGAAAAAGCCUGGUCUGUUUUAAGCGAUUAGAUCGUAGAUUCGGGCAAGGUGAUGUUGAGUUUUGGAAAGAGGUCUCAUUUCUUUCUAAAUACAAACAUGAAAAUUUGGUCUCUCUCUUGAACUUUUGUGAUGACAGUCAUGAAAGGAUCCUUGUGUAUAACUGUGCAUCUCGUGGGAGUCUCGAUAGGUAUGUUAGUGACCCAGGUCUCACGUGGACCCAACGCUUGAAGAUAUGUGUUGGGGUUGCUAAUGCAAUGAACUAUCUUCAUGUUCCUCACGACAGAAAACACAGAGUUAUACACCGAAACAUUAAAAGUUCGAACAUACUUUUGAAUGACGAUUGGACUUCAAUGGUUUCUGAUUUUACUCAAUCAAAAAUUGUCUCAGAAAAAGAAAGCGAAGAUUAUGCUAUUUCAGAAGUAGUUGGCACAAAUGGAUACUGUGAUCCGUUGUAUAUGGAGACAGGUAACCUAACAAAAGAGUCUGAUGUGUACUCUUUUGGAGUGGUGUUGUUUGAAUUAUUGUGUGGUAGACUGUGCACAAUCUAUCGUAAUCGUGAGCUAGGCUUGCUUUUGCCUACAUGGCUAAGAUACUAUAAUGAGAAGAGAUUAGAUGAGAUUAUAUUUCCUGAUCUAAAGGAAAAAAUGGACUCGUGUUCCUUGAAUACGUUUUCAUCCCUUGCUUAUCGAUGUCUAAAAAAAGAACGUGAAGAACGGCCAUCAAUGGCUGAGGUUAUGAAACAACUUGAGAUUGCACUUGAACAACAAGAGGAUUUUGAAGAAACGAUGAGGAUUCAAAAUCUUGUGAUAUCUUCAAUAUCAAAGACACCCCGAAAUCAAAAUUUCAUGCGAUUUCCAAAUGGAGUUCUUGUUGGAGAUGGCAAUACGUGGCUUUCAAUACUUCAGAGUGGAAAAGUGUGUGAAGUAAUAUCUGCAACAAAAUGCAUCUCUGCGGACUCACUUGUACAUGACGACACACAAAAUUUAAGGUUUUCAAACGUCCUAAAAGGUGGAAUGAACAAUGGUUUCACGAUAAAAGUGACAACUCAAUUCUUGUCAAGAAAGGUCAGGUACACUGUAAGCCUUGUAUUUAAACAUAACGGUACGCAUCAUGGGACACAUAUACCCUUUAAAUUCAAACUGAAUGAGGAGAGAUACUACUCUGAUUUGUGCAUGCCACAUGUGAGAGAUGAUGGAUGGCUAAUGAUAGAACUAUACCAAUUUACCAGCUACAAAAAAGAACAUGAUAUUGGGAUUCACUUCUUGCCACUCCUCAAUAUCGCUUCCUCAAGCAUCGAGUAUUUUCUUGAAGGCGUUGAAUUUCGUCCUGUCCAGUAUGUAAGUUAGUUGACAAGAUAUACAGUAUUUUCUUGUGAGUUCGAGUGUAUGAAACCUUUUCUACUUAAUGAAAAUUAGGAAAUUCUAUUUUGGUAAA